AUGAUGACAAUACAACAUUCCAUAAAUCAGACAAAUUCAUUUAUGUUCGGAUUAACUAAAAGUCAUUUAAAUUUGUUGUCAAGACUAUUUUUCAGUUUAUUAUUGAAUUUUCUACCAACAAAUUAUACUGAAAGUACUUCAGUGAUCAAUAUUGGUUCAUGUUUCUCUAAACGUUUAGAUAGUGGAAAUUGUAUUGGUAUUAUGGAAGAGAGUAUAUCACAGUUGGAAUGUUGUAAACGAGGCGGAUACUAUUUAAAUCGUCAAAUUACUCAACAGGAAUAUUUAACUGAUCAUCUACUUUUCGAGUCUGGUACACCGAAUUGUGUACAAGCUUGUAAUGAAGAAUUACCUUCAACAUGUAAAGGAUAUGUUUGUCCUGAAGGACAUUAUUGUCGUAUGAUAAAUAAUGAACCAAGAUGUAUUUGUGGAUUACAAUGUAAUGGAGAUGAUUAUUUAACUGGACCAUUAUGUACAACUAAUUUAAGACGAUUUCGUAAUCAAUGUCAUUUAAAACAAGCACGUUGUGCAUCACCAAAAGAAGGUCUUGAAGUGAUACCAUGUCCAGAUCAAGGAAUACGUUGUUCUGAUUCUAGUAUUCUAGUUAACUAUAAACCUAAUUAUAAGUCAAUACUUAAAACAUUUUAUCCAGAUAAGAUACCAACUUCAUCAUCAUCAUCAUCAUCAUCGUCGGUGUCAUUACCUUCAAAUGAUCAAGUAUAUACUGAUAAUGAAGAUGGUAUCAUUAUGAUGAAUCGUAGAACAUCUAAAGAUGUUAAAAAUUAUAUCCUAUCAGAUAAUCAUUAUUUUGAUCAAUCAAGAUUUGAAGAAAAGACACCAUUUUCAAGUUAUACUAAUGAAAUUACACUAUCGAAAGAAUUAACUUGUCAUUCAAAUGAAUAUUGUUUAUUACGUCAAUUUGAUGGACGUCCAUCAUGUGAAUAUUGGAGUGAAAAAUCAUGGUUAACAAUGAAUCAUUGUCCUGAAUCAACAUUUCAUGAACCAAUGUGUAGUACAGAUAAUCAAACAUACUAUAAUAGUUGUGAAUUAAAAUUAGCUGGAUUGAAGAAUCAAUUAGAAACAAGAAUUGCAUACAGAGGAGAAUGUCGUAGUAAAGUUACAUGUUCUGAUAUAACAUGUCCAAGAGAAGGAGUUUCUAUUAAAAGAAAAACACAAGAAUUUGGUGAUCCAGUAUGGAUGACACCAGUUCAAACACAUGGUUGGCCUGUUGUUUGUGGAUCAAAUGGAAAAACUUAUCGAAAUACAUGUUUUCUUCAUGUAGUCAACUGUUUAAGUGAUAAAUUUGUUGAAUUAAAGAAACCAGAGUUUUGUAGCGAAAAUAUUCCAUCUAUACUUGAUGAUUGGAGUAAACAUUUCGCAAAAUUCUCAUCAUUAUUAUAA
Messenger RNA from Heterobilharzia americana, 1398 nucleotides. The record is from the annotation of a GenBank genome assembly. NCBI's taxonomy places the organism in Eukaryota, Metazoa, Platyhelminthes, Trematoda, Strigeidida, Schistosomatidae.